AUGUCUCGACCGACUUCACAGCAAGAGAGCCAGCAGCAGGCGGGGUUCAGUGCGUCGGGGCAGCGGGAGUUCUUUAGGUACCUGCCGCCAUAUCAUUUCCAAUCAGCUGCUCUUAAUCAUAUCGACCAUGAAACAAAAACCACGGAUCUCGUCGCACAGCCGUCUUCGGAUCCUGUCCUGACAGCGUUUGCCCAACUGGGAACUUUGCGAUUGGAUUCCAAACGCGCCUUCAUUUCACUUUUCGGUCGCAACGAGGUACAUAUUCUGGCCGAAGCGACUCGAACUCUCAGCCUACAGAAUGAAGCCGAUCACAUCGAGGAUGAUGCCCUGUGGAUCGGAAGUUGUACCAUGUCAUACGGUCGCAGCCUCUGCAAAGCCGUCCUGAAUCUCCCGCAAUCUAUAGAAUGUCCACCCCAAUCAUUUGUUGUGCCAGAUCUCAUGAAAGAUGAGGAACUUGCUGGACAUCAAGAUGUAGUCGGCUUUCCAAAUUUUCGUUUCUUGGCAUGCAGUCCGAUCAUCAGCCCAAAAGGAUUCGUGAUUGGUGCAUAUACGAUCCUGGACGACAAGCCGCAUGAACCACUCAACGCCGCCCUGAUAAAUUUCAUGGCCGAUAUCUCUCAUACUGUCAUGGAUUAUCUGGUCGCAACAAGAGCCAAAAAUCAACAUACUCGGAGUGAACGCAUGAUGGUUGGACUGGGAAGCUUCCUUGAAGGCAAAGGCAGUCUGCGAAAUACGUGGAUUUCUGCGCAUGAAGAUAUACUGUCUCCAGAGGAGGAGCACCUGGAAGGCCAUGUUCACCGGGAACAACAGAAAAUACAAAUGACGGACAGUGUGGCUAAUGGGCUACCAGCUAGCAACUCUCCCGAAAUGUUGCCCUUUCGACCAAAGAAUUUAAAUACCUCUGGAGGCCAAAAGUCUACAGCACAAGUGGAGAAAAGCCAGUCGGUGGUUGAUUCAGGGCAUGCACCGCGAGAUUAUUUUCAGGAGAGACCACGCCGUGAGCGUGUACAUCGGGCUAAGCCAAAAAGCAGCAAAAGGUCUGAAAAUCGAUCACCGAAGGCCGAUUAUGUGACUCAAAUACAGGGCACUUUUUCACGCGCAGCCAAUAUAAUUCGCGAGAGCAUCGAAGUUGAGGCUGCUGUGUUCUUCGAUGCCAACUUUGCUUCACAGGAUGCUUUGGUGAAUAUGUCAGGGGGUAAUUCGAGAAGCAGUAGUGUAGGGGGCUUUUCUUCAAGCGACGAAGGCGGAAACGUUGAAAUACCCUCCGCCCAUGAAAGCCGUCCUAGUGUCGAAAAUGCCGCAAAGGCAGGCCCCAACUCAGUAAGCCCUUGUAACGUACUUGGGUUUGCAACUUCAGACUUUUCCAGCAUAAGCAAUGAGUCCACUGGAGAUGGGAAAAUUUCUAUAUCUGAGAAUUUUCUUGGUCACCUUCUACGCCGAUACCCACGGGGUAGAAUUUUCAACUACGGCGAAGAUGGGUCGAUCUCGUCCGACGAUACCAGCGAUCACAUAGUGAGGCAGUUUGACCAGCGUUUUGGCGGUCUGCGAUACAAAAGAACACGCAAGACAAUCCUACGUCAAGAUGCAGCGACACUUUUGCAAUUGGCACCUCAGGCCCGAAGCAUUGUUUUCUCGCCUCUAUGGGAUUCGCAUAAGGAGAGAUGGUAUUCAGGUUGUCUAUCGUGGACAAGAACCGCCCAUCGUGUUCUUACUUCGGACGAUGAAUUGGCCUUCCUCUUUGCAUUUGGAAACUGUGUCAUGGGAGAAGUCCACCGACUUGGUGCGCUUCUUGCUGAACGAGCCAAGUCAAAUCUCCUCGCAGGAAUCAGUCAUGAGCUUCGGUCCCCACUUCACGGAAUCUUCGGCACGAUAGAUAUCCUGAAUGAUACUACCAUGAAUGCUUUGCAACAGGGGGUUUAUGCAUACCAUCUCGUCAUCCCCCCAGGUGGGCAAGAUUCCCGCCGCAACAGUAUCGAUCAGAACUCGAUCGUCCAAUUGGACGUCGCCGUUGAAGAUGCCAUUGAGACCGUGUUCGCAGGCCAUGACUUCAUUGGCAAAAGGCAAUCAUCUUUUGACAUCGCUCACACACAUCUGGACAUCCAUACGAGAGUUCGGGUCGUUCUCGAUAUCGAAUCCACCCAGCAUCUCAGAUUUCUGACUCGGCCCGGAGCGUGGCAUGUGAUUUUGACAAAUGUUUUUGGAAAUGCCAUGAAAUUCACUCAAAAGGGAUAUAUCAGAGUUUCUCUCAAAGCAAGUCCAGUGGCCAUUUCCCAUGAUGGCCAGACCAACCGCUCGACAAUCACACUGGGCAUUGAAGACAGUGGAUGUGGCAUGGACAAAGAUUUCCUUGGGAACAAAGUUUUCUCGGCCUUUUCUCAGGAGGACACAAUGUCGGCAGGCAAUGGGCUGGGCCUGAACAUCGUGCGUCGGAUAGUGUCUUCGCUGAACGGUGAUAUUCGAAUCACCUCUCAGAAGGGUCUUGGAACUAACGCCGUGAUCACUGUUGAGCUUGACCAUGCGCCGUACCCUUCUCCACGUCCCUCAAUUUCCCCGAAUAAACAGACUUUCCCUGACUCUAUCAAAGAUCUCGUUCAUGGAAAGACCGUUGGGGUUCUGGUUCCAGGUUCUUCUGAGGGCGAUAUGGCCCUUGGCACCUCAUUGAAGAAACUGUGCCAAGAGUGGUUUUCGAUGAAGGUCGAUUUCAUUGAUUCCUUGCAUACAAGACCCGGUCAUUGCGAUAUUUUGAUUUCUCUUCUUGAAACAUUGGAUGUCGGAAACUGCGAGAUCUUGGCUUCUAUCUCUAGCCCGAUGGAACGAUUCUCCUCACCCGUCAUCAUCAUCUGCUCAUCUCCGAGUACCGCACACUCCAUGUUUUUGGCCGCCCAGGAGCGGAGAUACACUGGAAUCCUGGAAUUCAUUAGCCAGCCAUGUGGGCCGCGCAAGUUGGCAAAAGCACUAGAAAUAUGCAUUCAGCGGCAGCGGCAGCGCAAGCAGGAACCAAAUGCCUUUGAUACGUCUUUCUCUCAAGCAUUGCGUACUGAUUCAGUGGAACAACCCAUGGCAAUUGGAACGAGCAAGUCGGUAUUGACUAAUGCUGAAUAUGGGCCUCUGACACCGGAGGUCCUCGAACGCUCUUCUCUCCUCACGAUCAGCCGUACUAACCCUCAAGGGCAUCUUCCACCACUCAACGAAUGUUCCCCUCAAGAAAAUCAGAAUGGUCCAUCGACGAAUGUUCUACUUGUCGAUGAUAACGAAAUCAACAUCAGACUUCUGGUAGCGUUUAUGCAAAAGUUGAAAUUCAACUACCUGAUUGCGAGAAACGGAAAAGAAGCUCUGGACUCCUUUAAAGAAAACGCUGAUAAAAUUGGUGUUAUCCUGAUGGAUAUCUCAAUGCCUGUCAUGGAUGGGAUUGAAGCUACCCGAAGAAUUCGCGAGCACGAGCAGACGUUGCAACAGUCUCAAGAACGUGCAAUGAUAGUUGCACUAACAGGUGUUGCCCAAGCUGAUAUGGAACGCGAUGCGAUAGGAUCUGGAAUGGACACCUUUUUGACCAAACCGGUCCGGUUGGAUGUUCUCGGGCCAAUAAUCAGUCGAAAGAUACACGAAUCGCACUUGGCCUGA
Molecule: messenger RNA, 3621 nt
Organism: Penicillium waksmanii
Lineage: Eukaryota; Fungi; Ascomycota; Eurotiomycetes; Eurotiales; Aspergillaceae
Exons: 4
Coding region: 1-3621 (1206 amino acids)
Biological process (GO): phosphorelay signal transduction system; phosphorylation
Molecular function (GO): phosphorelay sensor kinase activity
Source: RefSeq, a predicted model, not a curated record